AUGAUGGGAAACCAGAACUGUCACGCCGAGAUCACCUUCGAGGACGACGUCAAAUGGCUCGCACGUUUCCGGCUUGCGAAGACCAUUUCACCCCCGCGGGAAGUCCGUGACUGCAUACUUCGAAGCGAAGCUGCCACCAUGGCCUACCUCCAAGAGUAUACUCACAUCCCCAUCCCCAAGAUAUUCGACUGGGCAUGCGAAUCCGAUCCCGGGAACCAAAUUGGAAUGGCUACUCCAGCGCAGAGGGAGAAGAUCAUGCAACAGCUGGUUGACCUGUUCCUCGAGAUUGAGAAGCACCCCUUUGAAGUUAUGGGAUCACUCAUCUCCUCGGCCGGAGAUACCACCGAGUUCGACGUGCAAGGUCUCGCAUAUCCGACAACCUUUCGGAUGGGGGGCGGAGGUCCCGUCGGUCCGUUCUCUUCCUCGCUGGAGGGGUGGCGCGUCAUACUUGAGUUAUACCUCGCGAUGAUAGCCGGUGGCGAGAUUGGCGUGGACAAUCCGGUGGACGUCUACCUCGCACACCGUUUCCGCCUAGAUAUCCUUGACAGCCUCUGGGGACACGUCCCAUCCGAGGGCCAAUUCUUCCUCAAGCACCCGGACGACAAGGGCGAUCAUAUACUCGUCAAUGGCUCUUUCGACAUCAUUGGAAUCAUAGACUGGGAAUGGACCCAUACGGUUUCCAAGGCGGAGGCCUUUUGUUCUCCGUGCAUGAUGUGGCCGGUGGGCGAGUUUUACGACGGCUCCAAUGAGCUGGCCAAGGAUGAAUUGCGACUCGCCGACAUAUACCGGGAAAGGGGCCGCGAAGACCUUGCUAAAUGUGUCAUCGAGGGCGGAAAAUUUCAGAGGCUCUUCUUUGCUCUCGGCCCCGAUGGAGCCUUUUUGGAUCGAAAGGCGUUCGUAGAUCUCUUCAUGGGGCUUAAGAGGACCUUCGGCUUCGGAGACGUGGGGUGGGAAGAAUGGAAGGGGAAGGCCCUCGAGAAAUGGGAGAGCGAUGAUGUCCUCCGGGGCUUACUAGAGCUGGAACUGAAUGGGGAGUGA
This is a messenger RNA of Scedosporium apiospermum, 1038 nucleotides long. RefSeq lists its product as uncharacterized. The record is from RefSeq and is a predicted model, not a curated record. NCBI's taxonomy places the organism in Eukaryota, Fungi, Ascomycota, Sordariomycetes, Microascales, Microascaceae. The transcript is spliced from 2 exons. The coding region runs from base 1 to 1038 and encodes 345 amino acids.